Penicillium maclennaniae is the source of this 219-nucleotide messenger RNA. RefSeq lists its product as uncharacterized. Lineage: Eukaryota; Fungi; Ascomycota; Eurotiomycetes; Eurotiales; Aspergillaceae. Gene Ontology annotation, molecular function: zinc ion binding. The record is from RefSeq and is a predicted model, not a curated record. Bases 1 to 219 code for a protein of 72 amino acids. The transcript has a single exon.
AUGGCGCCUCGCAAGCCCCGUUGCAACUUCAAGGAGUGCAAGGAAGCCGCCCAGCGGAUCGUGGGCGAUUGCAGCUUUUGCGCCGGUCAUUUCUGCUCCAAGCACCGCAUGCUGGAAGCCCACUCAUGUAGCGGUCUGGAAGACUGCAAGAAGGAGUCCCAUGCUCGGAAUGCCGACAAGCUGAACAGCGAACGAACGGUUGUCGUUAAGGGGGUAUGA